Thalassophryne amazonica is the source of this 2052-nucleotide messenger RNA. RefSeq names its product GATA zinc finger domain-containing protein 14-like. NCBI's taxonomy places the organism in Eukaryota, Metazoa, Chordata, Actinopteri, Batrachoidiformes, Batrachoididae. The transcript has 4 exons. The record is from RefSeq and is a predicted model, not a curated record. The coding region runs from base 1 to 2052 and encodes 683 amino acids.
AUGACCACCAUCGUUCCAACAACAAUCACUCCUACUCCUACAACCACCAUCGUUCCAACAACAACCACGCCUACUCCAACAACCACCAUCGUGCUAUCAAUGACCACAUCUAUUCCGACAACCCCCAUUGUUCCAACAACAACCACACCGACACCUACAACCAUCAUCAUUCUGACAACAGCAACACCUAAUCCGACAACCACAAUCAUUCCAACAACAAUCACACCUACUCCAGCAACAACUGUUGCGACAACCACCAUCGUUCCAACAACAACCACCACACCUUCUCCAACAACCAUCAUUCCGACAACAACCACUACACCUAUUCCGACAACUACCAUCGUUCCAACAACAGCCACACCGACACCCACAACAACCAUAGUUCCAACAACAACCACCACAUCUACUCCGACAACAAUUGUUGAGACAACCACCAUUGUUCCAACAACAACCACACCUAGUCCAACAACCACCAUAGUUGCAACAACAACUGCACCAACAACAACCAUCAAUCCAACAACAACCACACCGACACCCACGACGACCAUCGUUCCACCAACAACCACCACACUGACUCCAACAACCACCAUCGUUCCAAAAACCACCACCACCAUCAUUUCAACAACAACCACCACACCAACUCCCAUGACCACCAUUGUUCCAACAACAAUCACUCCUACUCCUACAACCACCAUCGUUCCAACAACAACCAUGCCUACUCCAACAACCACCAUCAUGCCAUCAAUGAACACAUCUAUUCCGACAACCACCAUCGUUCCAACAACAACCACACAGACUCCGACAAUGACGAUUCCUGCAACAACCACCACACCUACUCCGACAACCACCAUCUCUGACAACCACCAUAGUUGCAACAACAACCGUACCGACAACCACCAUUGUUCCAACAACAACCAUCACUCCAACAUCAACCACACCGACACCCACAACUAUCAUCGUUACGACAACAACAGCCACCAUCGUUCCAACAACCACAAUCACCAUCAUUCCGACAACAACACCUACUCCAACAACUGUUGCAAGAACCGCCAUCGUUCCAACAACAACCACACCGACACCCACAACCACCAUCGUUCCAACAACAACCACACCAACACCCGCAAACACCAUUGUUCCAACAACAACAACCACACCUACUCCGACAACAACUGUUGCAACAACGACAAUCGUUCCGACAACAACCACACUGACACCCACAACCGCCAUCGUUCCGACAACCACCACACCAACACCCAAAACCGCCAUCAUUCUGACAACCACCACACCUACUCCAACAACCACCAUCGUUCCAAAAACCACCACCACGACACCCACCACCACCAUUUCAACAGUAACCACCACACCAACUCCCAUGACCACCAUCGUUCCACCAACAACCACACCUACUCCUACAACCACCAUCAUUCCAACAACAACCACACCUACUCCAACAACCACCAUCGUGCCAUCAAUGACCACAUCUACUCCGACAAUCACCAUCGUUCCAACAACAACCACACAGACUCCGACAACCACCAUCAUUCCAACAACAACCACACAGACUCUGACAACGACGAUUGCUGCAACAGCCACCACGCCCACUCCAACAAUCACUAUCAGUCCAACAACCACACCUACUCCAACAACUGUUGCAAGAACCGCCAUCCUACUCUAACAACAACUGUUGCGACAACCACCAUCGUUCUAAUAACCACCACACCUUCAACAACCACCAUCAUUCCGACAACAAUCACCACACCUACUCCGACAACCACCCUUUCCAACAACCACCAUCGUUGCAACAACAACUGCACCAACAACCACCAUCCUUCCAACAACAACCACUACACCUACUCCGACAACCAUCAUCGUUCCGACAACAACAACACAGACACCCACAACCACCAUCGUUCCAACAACAAUAACAAGCACACCUACUCCAACAACCACCAUCAUUCCAACAACAACCGCACCUACUCCAACAACCAUCAUCAUUCCAACAACGAUCACACCGACAACCACCAUUGUUCCUGCAACAACAACCACACCUAA